AUGGCAGCAGCAAUGGCCUUUUUAAGUGGUGGGGAUGUCGAAGAAGGGGCGAGCUUUGCGUCGGAAAAUCCGUUUGAGAAGUGUGGACUUAACUUGUCAGUUAAAGUGCGAAUGAUAUGUUUUGCGUCGACUAUAGGAAUUGGUAUGCUCAUAUUAAUAAUCAUGGCAGCAAUCUUCUCUGUUCUCGGAGAUAACGGAGGAGUCUAUUUCUUCAUGGUAAUGGAGGUCAUUGGUGUGGCGUUUCUCUUGGUGUCACCAUUCUUCUUAUAUGGGUUCUUCAGUAUGUUGAAGAAAAUCAUCCACCCAUUCAGAGUGAUUGCACUUGUUACCGUCUUGUUGUGUACUGUUCUUGUUCUGAUUCUUGCGCCUGUUAUGGGGGCUGACGCUUACAUGUUUGUCAUCUUCGGAACGAUCGGGGAGAUCUUUGCCGCUGCGUUCUUUGGUAUCUCACUGUUGCCGUGCUUUGACGCACUCACAGGAAGAUGCUGUGGAGGAUUCUUUAGCACCGCCGCUAAGUGA
Entamoeba invadens IP1 is the source of this 519-nucleotide messenger RNA. RefSeq lists its product as hypothetical. Gene Ontology annotation, biological process: vesicle-mediated transport. Gene Ontology annotation, cellular component: membrane. The record is from RefSeq and is a predicted model, not a curated record. NCBI's taxonomy places the organism in Eukaryota, Evosea, Mastigamoebida, Endamoebidae. The transcript is spliced from 2 exons. Bases 1 to 519 code for a protein of 172 amino acids.